AUGCCGCACACAUCGGCGUCGCGCAGUCUGCUGGGACUCGUGAGAAGAUUCAACCAGCUUAAUGUCGCCGAUCCAUUGACACAAUGCCUUGCACCGAGACUAGGUCGAGCAUUCGCCUCUCAAACUCAGCUACCCAUCCCCAAAAUCACUAAGGAGUUUGAACCGGGUCGUGAUUCCUCUCAGAUUCGAACCCCUUCCACUGCGGCAUCUCCAACGCCGUGGUUAUCAAGGACUCCAUCAACAACAGAGCUCCACGUUCUAGACCACCCUGUCCUCGCAACACUGCAUUCGUGGCCUCACAUCGAACCUACUCGCUAUGCGCUGUAUGGCUCUCGGUACCUCGAUGCCCCCUUGCGCCGAGACAUACUUCACCGCGCUGUCAUCUACGAAGCAGACGCCACACGCCAGGGUACGGCGAGCACAAAAUGGCGCUUCGAAGUCCAUGGGUCCAACCGGAAGCUAUACCAGCAAAAAGGCACAGGUCGUGCUCGUGUGAGAGACAAAAAGUCCCCUAUAAGAAGAGGAGGUGGUGUCGCUUUCGGUCCGAAACCGAGGGACUUUUCGACCGAAUUGCAGAAGAAAGUUUAUCACCAGGCGUUCCGGAUCGCGUUAAGUUAUCGAUUUAGGAAGAAUGAGUUGGUUAUCCUGAACGACAAGAUCACUCUCCCGGAGGGCAACAGUGCCCGGUUUCUUAACAACGUUUUCGAAGCCAAUCGCUGGGGCCAGGGAUACGGCCGGAGCCUCCUCGUCACUAGCACCUUGGAAUCGGCCGGAUCACGUAUCUUCGAAGAGAUGGAAGUGAUCGGCGAACACGGCGAGCUCAAAGAUAUCGAGGACGUGGAUGUCAAGGACCUCCUCACUAGCGGGCGCAUCGUGAUCGAAAGAUCUGCCCUGUUAAGCUUGCUCUGCAAGGAACAGACAUUCAAGGAGAACGGAACAGUGUUCACUUUCGAGAAAUCUUUCAGGGAUGUGAAGCUUGAGAAUAGGCUUCAGGUGCCUGAGAAGGUUGUACAGUAUUUGUGA
Messenger RNA from Cladophialophora psammophila CBS 110553, 1023 nucleotides. RefSeq lists its product as uncharacterized. The coding region runs from base 1 to 1023 and encodes 340 amino acids. The record is from RefSeq and is a predicted model, not a curated record. Gene Ontology annotation, molecular function: structural constituent of ribosome. Gene Ontology annotation, cellular component: ribosome. Gene Ontology annotation, biological process: translation. The transcript has 2 exons. NCBI's taxonomy places the organism in Eukaryota, Fungi, Ascomycota, Eurotiomycetes, Chaetothyriales, Herpotrichiellaceae.